GCGGUCAUGGCGUACAGAGAGAAACAUGGCCAACUACCUCCAGUGCGAGAUGCAGCUGCGGCAGACGAGUGUGUCCAGCUUGCAAAGGAGAUGAACUCUGCAAGGACCAGUGAAGGUGAGCCUUCUGUUUUUGUGGAGGAGGUAGAGGCCGAUGUGGUGAAAAACGUGGCCAUGUUUGCCAGGUGUAUGAUCAGCCCAAUGGCCGCCUUCUUGGGCGGUGUGGUCGCGCAGGAGGUGGUCAAGUUCACAGGCAAGUACACGCCAUUGCACCAAUUCCUCUACCUGGAUAUGUUCGAGCUUUGCCCAGCAUCAGAGCCGCCGGACUGGAAGCCUUUAGGCAGCCGCUACGACGACCAGAUUGCCAUCUUCGGGUCCGCCAUUCAGCAGGCGAUCUCGAACAUGAAGCUGUUCUUAGUCGGUGCCGGCGCUUUGGGCUGCGAGUUUCUGAAGAGCUUUGCCAUGAUUGGAGCUUCUUGUGGCAGUGGGAAGGUCCUGGUGACUGACAUGGACAGGAUAGAGGCACUUCGAAACCUCAGGCUUUGCUAA
This is a messenger RNA of Symbiodinium necroappetens, 546 nucleotides long. Lineage: Eukaryota; Dinophyceae; Suessiales; Symbiodiniaceae. The record is from the annotation of a GenBank genome assembly.